AUGGGCGAGAGAGGAGGUUCUUUUUCUUCUUCUUCUUCGACUCCGAGCCGGUACGAGUCCCAGAAGAGGCGCGACUGGAACACCUUCGCCCAGUUCCUCACCAACCACCGCCCGCCCGUGGGGCCCUUCGCUUGCUCGGAGGACCACGUGCUCGACUUCCUGAGGUACCUCGACCAGUUCGGGAAGACCAAGGUCCACCUGGAUGGCUGCAUCUUCUACGGGCAGCCGGAGCCCCCGCCCGCCCCUUGCACCUGCCCGCUCAGGCAGGCCUGGGGCAGCCUCGACGCCCUCGUUGGCCGGCUGCGGGCAGCUUACGAGGAGAACGGCGGCACGGCCGAGACCAACCCUUUUGCAGGCCGGGCCGUCAAGGCCUACUUGAGGAGUGUGAAGGAGAGUCAGGGUAAAGCGAGGGGCAUGCCGUACAAGAAGAAUAAGAAGAAGAAGAGCACCACGAAUUAUGAUCGUGAUGAUGGUGAUGAUUAUUAUGAAUGA
Striga hermonthica is the source of this 492-nucleotide messenger RNA. The record is from the annotation of a GenBank genome assembly. NCBI's taxonomy places the organism in Eukaryota, Viridiplantae, Streptophyta, Magnoliopsida, Lamiales, Orobanchaceae.